AUACGUGUCAAAACGAGGCUUUGUCAUGUCGGCCAUUUUAAUUCUCUAAUAGUUGGAAAAGGAUUUCAUGGACAAAAACAAAACAAGGUAGGUACAAUCUCAUACAAAGGAAUAAUUAAGAGAUAGAUUUCCUGUCUUGAAGUAAAAUGUCCGCGAGAGGAUAUGAAGUGUGGCCCCGCGGAACAGACAGAGGUAAACACGAAAAAACAGAUAACCUGAGAGAAAAGGAUGAUACUGAUCCACUGGGACUUAUAACUUAUCUGUUUGGACAAGAUGAACAACAGAAAACAAUACGAGAUGAUAUAGCGAACACAUCGCCAGGAAGGGUAUUGUUCACAACUCCUCCCAUGGCUGUCGGAAGGAGCCAGUCUGUGUUUUCUGACACAUCCUCCUCGUUUUAUAAUUUGAUGAAGUCAAAUGAGGAAAUAAAACUAGCCUUACAAAGCAUAUCGACGCAAAUUGGAGAAACAGGUGGUCAAAUCUUAAAGGAUACCCGGCGUAUAACAGCUGAUGUGAAACAAAACUUUAGACAAUUACGGUAUGAUGUAACGUAGAAAAGUAAAAUACUAAGUAGCGUUGAAAUGAAUGUAGAAACAACGACAAGGUCCAAAGAAUUACAGAACGUAUGCAAACAGGAACAGAAGGACUUAGAUGCAUCUUUUGAAAUCGGCGCAGUGGGCGGCUCGUUAAACGGCGGAAAACAUUGCACCGAACACGGAAUUAUUGACAGUGUUCCAGAAUGGAAAAUAGACGAAACAGCGUGGGGGAGCUGUAUUAAACAAAAGGACAGAAAAGAGGCACAACGUUUAAUAUCCGAAAGAGUCUUACCUACACAGAAAAUGCUUAACAAAUAUUCAGUAGAAUUUGGGAGAGAUUCUCAAAUACUAAAGGACACGUGUAACGAAAUAAGCUCAUGUAUAAAAGCUGAGUCAAAUACUAUUGUGAAUGUAUGGGCAGGGUAUAAAACUAUUUGCGAUAAACAUAUUGAGGAAAAUGCUAUAGUAUUUGCAGUGAUUACAAAGGCAAAAAUCCAAAUGGCAAAUGCAUUCAAUUACAAUGUUGAACAAAUAUGCAUAGAUGAGGUCAAUAGCUCACGGGAAAACAAGGAUAUACAAUGGCGCGAAAACGAAAUUCCUUUGAUGGAUGAGGAAAUCAGCAAAGCAGUAACACGCAUGAAGCGUCAUUCACAAGGACUGAUGAAAAGGCACAGUAACAUAACCCGUAUAUCAGUUAGCUGGAUUAAGUCUUCUCGAUAUGGGAGGGAGGACGCGAAAAUGACAAACGAAGUCUGUAUAUCUCUCUAUGUACCAAGGAAGGGUAUAAUUCCAAUCAACGAGAAACCUUUCCCCAAGAUAUUGAACGGUUUUCCUGUGGAUGUCAGAGAGGGAAUAUGUGUCCCAUUUCUUGGUCCGCAUGAUGUUCAUGAAAGUGUAAAGAUGGGUUGCGCAAUAAGUGGACAAAGCUUUGCAGAGCAGUCAAAUAUAGGGACAAUCGGUGGGUUCAUUGAGAGCGAAAAUGAAAUUUAUUGUUUAACGAGUGCACAUGUGUUUGCUCAAAACCCAAAUUUAAAAGACCUUCAAAGCAAUGGUACUUGGAUAGCAGCGUCAGACGACAAUCCUCUUAACAACGUAUAUCAACCUUCUCCGCCUUCGGAGCCAUUUGGUACACUGGUAAGAGCGGUAUUCACCGAAGGAGGAGGCGGCAAUGCUGGCGUUGACGCUGCUGUUAUUCAUGUCCGGAAACGAUUUCCAAAUUCUGGAAUAUUUCCUGAUGCAGCUAAUGACCGUGAAGCAGGGUUCGAUAAGGAAAAUCCUAUGACCUUCCAUUCAGGGAAAAUAUCACCAAGUGUUAAGAGAAUGGCUCUGGUGGUAAAACAUGGAAGCACAAGUGGAAUAACAAAGGGAAGCUUUCGAUUACGUGGCGGCGCAAUUAGGACAAACACUGCUCAAAACUGGGGAUUUAUGUUAUUUAACCAGUAUGAAAUCGAAUCGUUUAGUGAUACACAGUUUGCACAAGCAGGUGAUUCUGGAGCAAUGGUUUUCACUAUUGAAGGAAAUGAACUGUUAGGAAUAGGAAUUGUUGAAGCUGGUAUGGGCAACAUCUGCUUAGUCACUCCUAUUUAUGACGUUUUAAAUGCACUAGAAAUACCACGCCCUUUUCAAAUGAAACAGUUUAUGUUACAUAGCACUAAUACUGCUAUUCCAGUAGGCUGUUCCGUUACCACAGCGACAGAAGAUGUGAUACCACAGUCAGAUCGUACAAAGGACCUAAACGAAAGAUUCGAUUAUAUGGAUCAAGCUCUUUCACAAGAAGUUGCAAGACAGGCAAAAGAGAUAAAAGAAGAAUUACAUACUAAAGUUGACCAGCAAUUAUUAAAUCUAAAGACAGAAAUAAACGAAAAAAUUGAGAGUGAUAUAACGAAACUCCAGACAAAUAUUGAUCGAUCAAUGACAAGUUUAGAGGAAAAGAUGAAUGACAUGCAAAACAAAACUCGCGACCAGAUGCUACAGAUGAAAGAAUCAGUGGAAGAGAUGCUUGGUAAAUUCCUGUCCCAAAUUAAUCAAAAAAAGUAACAGACUGCCACAUACCUCUUCAAUAUGAGGCAAUCCUUAACCAUAUUUGCCAUCGUAACAAUCACAUACGUUGUGGGGAUAUUAACUGUUUACCAGAAAUAAAAAAAACCUAAUAAAUGACCGAUAUAUUUGUUUAGGAUAAGAGCUUAAAAAAGUCCGUCAAAUUUGUAUUUUGUUUCAGUUCUUUAUAUUAAAUACGAUAAGUGUAACACUUUGGGUUGGGUUCUGGGAAAGCGACUCAGCAAUAAAAGUUUUUUCACUAGGGAGCUUGAUAUAGGACAUUCAACACUAAAAUGUGAAUGUUGAUUUUGUUUAACAAAUAGUAUUUCAUUUUUGUAACUUCUUUAAAUAUCGAGAUAAUUCUUUUUCAGUUUCAAGUUAACUCGACAUACGGCAUUUGACAUUGAAGUUUUUGCCAUCCGAUUUUCCUGUUUCGCUCAUGUCAGACAGUUGGUUUAUCUGUCGUUCGAUUCGUCUGUAGGACAUUUGGUUUUCAAUAAUUUAUCAAAUUUCAUAAGAUUAUUGUUUUUCACUUUAUGAUCUCCAUGAAUUUUUUGUAAGUAUUUAAUAGUUACGAUCUCACAGGGUCCGAUUGCCUAUGAUCAUUAAGGUCAAAGAUCAAAUUCACAGCAUAUUUCACAGACUGAAAAUUAUGCCUCCGACAUGCCAUCAUGGGAGCAUACGUACUUAGCUAAUUUUAUUUUGAAUAUAGAACCCAUAGGACAUUCGACAUUCAAGUCGUUUUUAUUUUUGUACCAAGGUUAACAAUAAAUAGAAAUGAGAGUGUGCGCGCAUAUACAUGUAUUAAAAUUGGAAACAUCUUAUACAGUGACUUCGAAUUCGGAAGAGUCAUUAACUUAAUCCACAUGCACAGUUUACUUAUACAUUAAUUGUUGUGUAAUUUAAACCUAAAACGUUUUUUCACAUUUUUAAUGGCAUUCCAAAGAAACUCCAUACAUAAUGUUCACUAUAAAGUGUAAAUAUACUUAACAUUUUCUAAGGGCAUCCACAGCCCUUCUAGUUUUUGUUUAUUAAAUUAUAUUCACCUAGUCAUUUAAUAAAGGGAAAGGCCACUGGUAUUUUCGGCGGUCCCACUAACAAAUUUGGUUAGUCACAACAGCAAUCUAUCCAUAUUGUUUUACUCACUUAUUUUAAGUUAUCUUGUCAUUUUAGGAACUUGACCCAUGGUGUGUUCUUACAAAGCUGUAUUUAAUGGUAGCUCUUGUUAGUUUUACUUUGCUUAUGUAUUUUGAACAUAUACAUAUAUGUCCACGAUGUACAAAAUCAUAAACAGAUGUAGCAGUCGGAGCACAGUGAUACAUGGAUCUGGAAACUUUUUUCUUAAUUCCACUUUUCUAAAACAUUAUAAUGUGUAAAUAGCACUUAAAUUUGUUUUGUCUUAAUUCACUACUAGCUAUAUUUUAUGUCUAUUAUAGAAUUGCUUGCAGAUAUGCAAAAAUGUGUGCAGUAUUUGUCAACUCAAGUUGGUAGCGUAAAUAACACUUAUAUUUUCAUAAAUUUUAUUUUUGUAGUAAUCUGCAGUCAACUACAGUAGGCAAUAAUUGCAAAUGUCUCCUUUACAUGUCUAAUGAAUGAUUGCUAUAAUUGUCUUUGAAGCUGAUAAUGUACAUUUAACACAAAUUGCAUUUCUCAUGUACAAUUUGCAGCUUCCACACUUUGUAUUGGUUUGUAUACUUGUAAAGUCAACAACAGUAAAGAGCUAAUGAAAAUAAUAACAUAUUAUGCCUUAUAUUGCUAUCCAAAUUUAUAACAUAAAUUACAUUUUCUGAUAAAGCUUAUCUGGUUAUCAAUUUGUUUCGUUUUAUUAACCUGUUUAAUCAACCGUAGUCCAUAUUCAUUUCAAUUUUUGAGUUUCAUGACUAAUAAAUCAUUGCUUUUCAACUGCGUCAAGAUCAAGUUUGGCGGCCAUCCUCAAUACAGCCCAUGUAUCAUUCCGCGUAUUGAUGCUUGAGUGGCAUUUAACGGAUUCGAGUUGAACAUGGUUUUCUGUCCACAUCAAAGCAAGGUCACAUGACCUCUCGUGAAGACUAUGAUUUGUGCACUCAGAUAUGUUCUCUGAAGGCAUAGUUCAAAUCUGUGAUUGUGGUUAUAUUUUCAAUUAAUGUAUUGUUAAUUUUAUGUUUUUAUAGACACUGUAGAGCAAUUGUUAAUAUGAAAUAUGAGCAUACCUUAUCUUUGAGAAAAACGCACCAAUUAUAUAUAUAUAUUUGAUAGAAUAAUUCCUUCUUACUUUUAAAUAUUUUAGUUGUUCAUGUUUGUUAAUUGUGAUUUAGAAUAAAAACAUUUUUGUAGAGAAUUACA
This is a messenger RNA of Mercenaria mercenaria, 4895 nucleotides long. RefSeq lists its product as uncharacterized. The transcript is spliced from 9 exons. Bases 582 to 2573 code for a protein of 663 amino acids. The record is from RefSeq and is a predicted model, not a curated record. Lineage: Eukaryota; Metazoa; Mollusca; Bivalvia; Venerida; Veneridae.